Cotesia congregata is the source of this 1956-nucleotide messenger RNA. The record is from the annotation of a GenBank genome assembly. Lineage: Eukaryota; Metazoa; Arthropoda; Insecta; Hymenoptera; Braconidae.
AUGACGAAAGCACCCGCAGUUGGUAUUGAUUUGGGAACUACAUACUCCUGUGUCGGAGUUUUUCAACACGGAAAGGUUGAAAUCAUCGCAAAUGACCAAGGAAACCGAACAACCCCAAGUUAUGUCGCAUUUACAGACACUGAGCGACUUAUCGGCGAUGCCGCUAAAAACCAGGUCGCCAUGAAUCCCAACAACACCAUUUUUGAUGCCAAAAGACUGAUCGGGCGGCGUUUCGAUGACGCAACUGUCCAAGCUGACAUGAAACACUGGCCCUUCGAGGUCGUAAGCGACGCCGGAAAGCCAAAGAUUCAAGUCCAGUACAAAGGCGAAUUAAAGACUUUCUUCCCCGAGGAAGUGAGCUCAAUGGUACUAGUAAAAAUGAAGGAAACAGCAGAAGCAUACCUUGGUCAAACCGUGAGCAACGCUGUAAUUACCGUACCGGCUUACUUUAACGACUCUCAACGUCAGGCAACCAAGGACGCCGGAACCAUCUCUGGCUUGAACGUCCUGCGUAUCAUCAACGAGCCCACCGCAGCGGCAAUAGCCUACGGUCUCGACAAAAAAGCCACCGGAGAGCGCAACGUCCUAAUCUUCGAUUUAGGUGGUGGUACCUUCGACGUCUCCAUCCUGACCAUCGAGGACGGAAUCUUCGAGGUGAAAUCCACCGCUGGAGACACUCAUCUCGGAGGAGAGGACUUUGACAACCGCAUGGUGAACCACUUUGUGCAAGAAUUCAAGCGCAAAUAUAAAAAGGACCUCACCAGCAACAAACGCGCUCUCCGUCGUCUCCGUACCGCUUGCGAGCGUGCGAAGAGAACUCUUUCUUCUUCAACUCAAGCAAACAUUGAAAUUGAUUCUCUGUUUGAAGGAAUUGACUUUUAUACUUCAAUUACUAGAGCUCGAUUCGAGGAACUUUGUGCUGAUUUAUUCCGCAGCACUCUUGAGCCAGUGGAGAAGUCUCUUCGUGAUGCUAAAAUUGACAAGUCUGUCAUUCAUGACAUUGUCCUUGUUGGAGGCUCAACGCGUAUUCCAAAGAUCCAGAAGCUCCUCCAGGACUUCUUCAACGGCAAGGAGCUCAACAAGUCCAUCAACCCGGACGAAGCUGUGGCUUAUGGAGCAGCUGUCCAGGCUGCUAUUCUUCACGGUGAUAAAUCCGAAGCAGUUCAAGAUUUGUUGUUGCUUGAUGUUACACCACUGUCUCUUGGUAUCGAGACUGCUGGUGGUGUCAUGACGGCCCUGAUAAAGCGUAACACUACCAUUCCAACGAAACAGACCCAGACCUUCACUACCUACGCUGAUAACCAACCCGGAGUGCUCAUCCAAGUCUACGAGGGAGAGCGUGCCAUGACCAAGGACAACAAUCUUCUGGGAAAAUUCGAGCUCUCCGGCAUCCCACCUGCGCCACGUGGUGUCCCGCAAAUCGAGGUCACCUUUGACAUUGAUGCGAACGGUAUUCUCAAUGUCUCAGCUGCUGACAAAAUGUCUGGCAAGGAGAACAAGAUCACCAUCACCAAUGACAAGGGACGGCUCAGCAAGGAGGAGAUUGAGCGCAUGGUCAAUGAAGCUGAGAAGUACAAGAAUGAGGAUGAGAAACAGAAGGAGACUAUCUCUUCUAAGAACGGACUUGAGUCUUAUUGCUUCAACAUGAAGAGCACGGUUGAAGAUGAGAAGCUCAAGGAUAAGAUUAGCGCUGCUGAUAAGCAAACUGUUCUUGAUAAAUGCAAUGAGAUUAUUAAGUGGCUCGAUGCUAACCAGCUGGCUGAGAAGGAAGAGUACGAACACAAACAAAAGGAACUGGAGAAUAUUUGCAAUCCAAUUGUUACUAAGCUGUACCAGGGAGCUGGUGGUAUGCCUGGAGGUAUGCCCGGUGGUAUGCCUGGAGGCAUGCCUGGUGCUGGAGCCGCUCCCGGAGGACCUGGAGCUGGAUCUGGACCCACCAUCGAAGAAGUCGACUAA